Molecule: messenger RNA, 1656 nt
Organism: Exophiala oligosperma
Lineage: Eukaryota; Fungi; Ascomycota; Eurotiomycetes; Chaetothyriales; Herpotrichiellaceae
Exons: 2
Coding region: 122-1558 (478 amino acids)
Biological process (GO): protein phosphorylation; regulation of glucose metabolic process
Cellular component (GO): mitochondrion
Molecular function (GO): pyruvate dehydrogenase (acetyl-transferring) kinase activity
Source: RefSeq, a predicted model, not a curated record
CUCGUGUUGAGUCAUUGGGGGAAAAACUUCAGAUAUAGCACGACUUAUGAGCUGAUCGCACGAGGUAGGGCUGGCUCGCUGAAGCAGGUCAUGCUAUCUUUGUGUGCUUUGUACAAAUAAGAUGCUGCUGAAGCACGCCGUCCCACGCUGGCAGCAUAUUUCACCGCUCUCCCAGCGGCGAUGGGCUACUCAGACGUCUCAGCAACCGUUCCCUCCCGCCAUCAACGAGUGGUCACAUCCUCCCUCGAAUGCGACCAUAUCGGACGAAGAGAUUUACAGACUUGCGGCAAAACCACGUCGUCCACUCACCCUAGCUGAUCUGGUCAGACAUGGCAAGCCUCCAUUGCGAGAUGCGGCUCUCCUGUCCUCUGCAAACUUCACACUCUCUCUACUGCCUUCCAGACUGGCCCAUCGGAUCCAAGCUCUUCGAAACUUGCCCUUCAUCGUCGUCGCGAACCCUCACGUCUCCAAGAUCUACAACAACUACCUCCACUCCCUGUCCACGCUGGAACCGUUCUACAAGAAGCCCAUCGAGACGAUAGAAGAAGAGAUCAAGUUCACGGAUGCGAUGGCGGACCUCGUCCGGACGCACUCAAACACGAUACCCACCCUGGCGCAGGGGUUUCUCCAGUGCCGAAAGUACAUCGAGCCGGCCGAGGUGACGAGAUUUCUGGACCAGCAUCUCCGGGCCAGAAUCGGCACCAGGCUCGUGGCGGAACAGCACCUUGCGCUCCACAUGGCGUCGACGGGGGAGGCGGCGACGCACCCGCCCGACCCCAGCCACGUCGGCGUGAUAGACCUGGCCUUGCGGCCCGCCGACGUCGUCCGGCAGUGCGAAGGGUUCGUGGCGGAGGUGUGCGAACUCAAGUACGGCGUCAGGCCCUCGUUGGUGAUCGACGGGGAGGUGGACGCCGAGUUCGCCCACAUCCCGAUGCACCUGGAGUACAUCAUCACGGAGCUCCUGAAGAACGCGAUGCGCGCGACCAUCGAGUCCGGAAACGAGCGGGAGGCGAUCGAGGUGACCAUCGCGUCGGCGCCCGACGUCAGCACGACCAAGCUCGACUCUCUGAGGAAGCUGUCCGUGACCGAGGCGAACGCCUUCGACUUUUCCCAGGAGGGGCUGGACGAGUACUGUUCCUCCCCGGACGUCGACGUCGGCCCGCUCAACGCCGCCGCGCCCUGCAUCACCCUGAGGAUCCGAGACCGGGGCGGCGGGAUCCCGCCCGAAGCACUCCCCAACAUAUGGUCGUACAGCUUCACCACCUUCGACCACGAAGAAGCCAUAGAGGCGGCCGACGAGACGGGGGGGAGUGCGGGGUUGAACGCCAUAUCCAACAGCGGGACGAACCAGAGUUCGAUCGCUGGGUUGGGGUACGGUUUGCCCUUGGGAAGAGCUUACGCCGAAUACUUUGGAGGUGGCAUCGCCGUGCAGAGCAUGUACGGUUGGGGAACCGACGUGUACCUGACGUUGCAGGGGAUCGGGAAGAUGGAUGACGUGAAAAAGAGCAAGAAUGGAUUUGAGGAACUACAAGAGGAAAACGCUACCAGGAGCAGGUAGUGGCAUUGGCGAGGACCGAGGAAAAGCUUCUUCCUAUCUAUUGGGGUAGGUGUGUUGUCUGUCAAGAUGUUCAAGUGUGUGUGUGUGUGUGUGUGUGU